CAGACAUAGACGGACUCAGCUCUACACCAAAACAACAUCCGUUGACACGAGAGGACAUCCUGAAGGCUUGUAUAGCUCAGAAAGAGGCCAGAGACUGCUGCAGAAAUGUCGGAACAGGAUCCCCGGGUGCUUCUGCAGAAGGCAGACAAAGCCCUCCAGAGCGCUUCUGGAGGCUUCAGUUUCUUUGGAAACAAGACGGAGAAGUUUGAGAAUGCCGCAGAUCUAUACACACAGGCCGCAAACUGCUUUAGAGUACAAAAAAUGAACAAGGAGGCGGGAGCUGCAUUUGAGAAGGCUGCCGCUAUAUUUACCUUGAACCUAAACGAGCCAGGAGACGCCGCAAACACACUCACAGAGGCCUUCAAGGUAUACCGGAAGAGUGACCCAGAGGACGCUGCCAGAGUGCUUCAGACUGCUAUACAACACUACAUAAGUACCGGAAACUUUAGACGAGCUGCAUCUCACCAGCAGAACCUCGCCGAGGUGUUCGAGGUUGAAAUCGGAGACGAGACCAGAGCUCUUGCAGCUUAUGAGAAGGCAGCCGAGUGGUUCGAGGGCGAUAAUGCCGAAGCUCUCGCCAACAAGCAUUUCCUUAAGGUUGCAGACCUCGCUGCUUUAAAGGGCGAUUACGCCAAAGCAGUUGCCAAUUUCGAGAAAGUGGCCAAGUCAUCAAUAAACAAUAACUUGAUGAAGUGGUCCGUAAAGGAAUACUUCAUGAAAGCUACUAUGUGCCACCUCGCCUCAAAGGUAUCGUAUUAUGCAUCCUCCACCCUGCCAACAGCUGCAGUUCAAUAUAGCUGACGAAUGGACCACUCCCUGACAGGACCUUGUUGCUACUAACCGUGCUCUCCAAAAUUACACUGAGCUCGACAACUCAUUCCAAGGCACACGAGAGUUUGCACUCCUCACAGACCUAACUCAGGCCGUUGAGCAGGGGGACACGGAUGCCUUUGGAGAUAGACUCUACGAAUACGAUCAGCUGAGCAAGCUAGAUAAGUGGAAGACGGCGAUAUUCCUCCGAAUAAAAAAUAAUAUCGAGGAAACAGGGGAAGAUUUCUCUUAGGAUAUACAUGUUGAUAUUACCAUUUCCUUCUUCUCUUCUCUGUUCUUUUCUUUUUAUCUCGAAGUCACCAAUUUAUGCCCUCCCUGUUCACCUAUUUCGCUUCUCAAAUGCUAAUUUAUGUGUCUUAUCUUAAUUUACUGCCCUGGCCAUAUGGA
Messenger RNA from Trichophyton rubrum CBS 118892, 1218 nucleotides. RefSeq lists its product as uncharacterized. Gene Ontology annotation, molecular function: soluble NSF attachment protein activity; syntaxin binding. Bases 106 to 801 code for a protein of 231 amino acids. Gene Ontology annotation, cellular component: SNARE complex; vacuolar membrane. The record is from RefSeq and is a predicted model, not a curated record. The transcript has 4 exons. Gene Ontology annotation, biological process: intracellular protein transport; SNARE complex disassembly. NCBI's taxonomy places the organism in Eukaryota, Fungi, Ascomycota, Eurotiomycetes, Onygenales, Arthrodermataceae.